Sceloporus undulatus (fence lizard) is the source of this 3469-nucleotide messenger RNA. It is a transcript of the gene NOL4, whose product is annotated as nucleolar protein 4. Lineage: Eukaryota; Metazoa; Chordata; Lepidosauria; Squamata; Phrynosomatidae. The coding region runs from base 46 to 1497 and encodes 483 amino acids. The record is from RefSeq and is a predicted model, not a curated record. The transcript has 9 exons.
GAGACCUAUGCCUUUCUACCAAGAGAAGCGGUGACACGAUUUCUAAUGAGCUGUUCAGAGUGCCAGAAAAGAAUGCAUUUAAACCCAGAUGGAGCAGAUCAUAAAGAUAAUGGAAAACCCCCAACUUUGGUGACCAGCAUGAUUGAUUACAAUAUGCCAAUCACAAUGGCCUACAUGAAGCACAUGAAGCUGCAACUAUUACAUUCCCAACAAGAUGAGGAUGAAAGCUCCAUAGAAAGUGAUGAAUUUGAUCUGAGUGAUUCCACCAGGAUGUCUGCUGUAAACUCUGACCUCAGUUCAAAUCUCGAAGAAAGAAUUCAAAGUCCCCAGAAUCUUCAGAGCCAGCAAGAUGAUGAUUCAGCUGCAGAGAGUUUUAACGGCAAUGAGACUGCAGGACACAAUUCCAGUGCUUCAGGGGGAACACACUGCAGGGAAGUGGCAGAAGUCAACAGUAAUGGCAAAACAACUCUGGAACCGGAUGACCAGCCUCUGAACUUGAGUGACAGCCCCUUCUCUACUCAGCUCACUUCAGAAUACAGGUUAGAUGACCAAAGCAGUGAUGGAAAGAACAAGUACAAGAACAUCCUAGUAUCUGAUCUUAAGAUGGAGCAAGAGGCAAAAGAAAAUGGAAGCAAGUCACCUGCCCAUAGCUAUUCAAGCUAUGAUUCUGGAAAGAAUGAAAGCAUGGACAGGGGUGUUGAAGAUCUCUCUCUAAACCGUGGAGAGGAAGACGAAGAUGACCAUGAUGAUCAUGAAGAUGCUGAGAAGGUUAAUGAGUCUGAUGGAGUAGAAGCUGAACGUCUGAAAGCUUUUAAUAUGUUUGUCAGGCUGUUUGUAGAUGAAAACUUGGACCGAAUGGUCCCAAUCUCUAAGCAGCCCAAAGAAAAGAUCCAGGCUAUCAUUGACUCAUGCAGGCGACAAUUCCCUGAGUACCAAGAGCGUGCCAGAAAACGUAUACGUACUUACCUCAAGUCCUGCAGGCGGAUGAAAAGGAGUGGUUUUGAGAUGUCACGGCCCAUUCCGUCCCACCUUACUUCAGCAGUAGCAGAGACUAUCCUAGCUUCAGCUUGUGAAAGUGAAAGCAGAAACGCUGCAAAGCGGAUGCGAAUGGAUCGUCAGCAGGAUGAGACUGCUCCAGCUGAUAAACCAUAUAAACAGGAACCAACCCAGGUCACUUACUCAACAUCAGCUGUUUCCAGCACACAGGAGGUGCUGUACAUAAAUGGAAAUGGGACCUACAGUUACCAUAGUUACAGAGGGCUAGGAGGAGGUUUGCUAAAUCUCAGUGAUGCUUCUACCAGUGGUCCAACUGAUCUCAGUAUGAAGAGGCAGUUAGCAACCACUUCUGGAUCUUCUAGUAAUACCAGCUCUAGACCUCAGCUGAAUCCAACUGAAAUUAAUGCAGUACGGCAACUGGUUGCAGGGUACCGAGAAUCAGCUGCUUUUUUAUUGCGUUCAGCAGAUGAACUAGAAAACCUUAUUUUGCAGCAGAACUGAGACUGGUGAUGAUCCUGCUGACCUAGUUUUAUCACAAAAUUUCCACUAAUGACAUUUUGAUUUCCCAGAGCAAAUCUUUUAGUUACUGCACAGUCUUGUUAACGAGUUAAUUACCAUAAUGCCACACUGUUCUUGGUGUUUUUGGUGUGUUAGGGUUCUUCAAGUGAACUUGGACCUCCAAAAUGUCUGAGGUAUUCUACUAUAUCCAGCCUAUUGCUUAAUGUGCAUUUGUUCUAGUGUGUCAGCAUCAGUAGCAAAAAGUGGCUGGAAAUGUUAACUCGUUCUAACAUGGACAGAAACAGAAGAUACAUGGGGUUUUAAAAUUGGUCCAGAAUCAAAGUGCAAUAUUAGUGGAAUGUGUUAUUGACUCAGUGGACUCCAAGCUGCAUUAAAUGGCAAAAUGUUGCCAGAUGCCCUGUUGUUAACAGGAUACAAUUGCAAUGAAAAGGAUCUUGUAUUUUAAAGAAAAUGUAAUUUUUAUAGAAAAAAACAAGACAAAAUUUUUGCUUCUCAUUCUAAAUUGAUCAUUUUUACUUUGGUAAAUUUUUCACUGAUUUUUCAAGUAAUGUUUUGAGGAGUUAUUGUAGGUCCUCUUUUCUGAAAUACCUAUCUCCCUCUCCAAGCCACAUUCAUUCAGCACUGAGUACCUUUUCUUGCUGGUCAGCCCCAUUCCCUGGUGGAUCCCUCCACAAAUAUCUCUGGAAUGACUUCCAAAAAGGAAGCAGACAUUUCUUAUGCUUGCACCAUUUUCAUCUCCAUUUCAUAAUGAGUUGCAACUUUAUUAGCAAUUAAUAAAGAUGUAAGGGUUAUUUUUAAAAGACAUAUCAUUACUUUUUUUAAGGUGAUUUCCGGCAAGCUAGCUCAUUUAACUCCAGGAUUGCUGCUGCUGUCUUGUACAAGUCCUUCUAGUAGUGAAUGGAUGUAGAUGAUUGAAUGUGAAGAGGUUGCAAGUGACAAUCGGAAAAUUUGCACUCUUGUGUGUAUUUAUUUCUUUUUAUUUCUUUUAAAAUGAAUAUGUAACUGAAAAGGGCCAUUGACACUUCUGGUGUGAUUUUAUAAUGCUAAUACUGAACUGUUUAAAAAAUUGUAAAGGAUGCAGCUGCCACUUAAAUAAAAUUCCCUUCUCCUGACAUCCCUAAACCCCAUUUCUUAUUUUAUGAUGUCAAAUAUGCAUCAAUGGUGUUUCGUUGUGCGCUAAGGAAACCUUAUUUUUAUGUAAUUAGAGAGAAGUAUUUUAGUUUAUGCUUAUUGUAAUAUCUGUUAUGUUGGUUAGCUUUUGUUAAAUAACAAGUUCCUUGUGCAUUCCUGAAUUUGCCUUAUUUUGUGUACAAUUUUUAUGUACUUUGGUUUUUGACAAUGGAUUUAAGACAUUGGUGAUAUUUUCUAUCUACUUGUUACAUAUAGUUUUUCAAGUAAUGACUGUGAUUGUGACAAAGUAAUGUGCACUUUUUCUUGUAACUGUGGACAUUGCUAUGCUUUUUUCCCUUUAGUGUUUUUAGAAUUACUGUUGCUUACAGUUAUGUUUUAAAAAAACACAACUUUUGUGAUACUGUUGGUGAAUAUCAAUGUGAAAAAGCCUAUUGAAAUGAGUGUUUUGGAGAAACCUAAAUACACAAAACCUUUUCUUUACACUGUGGACUCGUAUGUUAACAAAUUUAAAUGAAAUUUUAAAAAACGAGGGCUAGGAAAAAUCCUCUGUUUUCUUUCAGUAAAUAAACAUCUGUGUUUCAAUAUGUUCUUGAGAAACAAUGUUUUAGCAUACUCCAAGGUCAGUCUUUUGUGAAUGCUGCUUUCUUUCGGUGCUGUUUAAAAUCCAGUUUAUACAAAUUGCAGAGGAUAGUUUCCAAAGGUAUACUGGUUAGAUAGGCCUGCCGUGCAUAAAUCUUGCAGGCAGGAUUGGCUGGUAUCCUGUUCAGCAAUUAUACAAUGUUGUAAGUCUGACUUGCCACAUUGCAAUCCAUUUUUAUGGUCU